Aspergillus glaucus CBS 516.65 is the source of this 1560-nucleotide messenger RNA. Its product is annotated as putative MFS allantoate transporter. The transcript has 4 exons. Gene Ontology annotation, molecular function: transmembrane transporter activity. The coding region runs from base 1 to 1560 and encodes 519 amino acids. Gene Ontology annotation, biological process: transmembrane transport. The record is from RefSeq and is a predicted model, not a curated record. Gene Ontology annotation, cellular component: membrane. NCBI's taxonomy places the organism in Eukaryota, Fungi, Ascomycota, Eurotiomycetes, Eurotiales, Aspergillaceae.
AUGUCCGAUACCAAGACUAAAACCGAAGCAACGGCAUCAACGACCGAAACGGAUAAACAACACGAUGACUAUGCUACCGGAGAUACCCACGAUAUUGGCGCUGGUCUAUAUGCAGAAGCUGCUCAGUUUACAGCUGAAGAAUUGGAAGAAGAGGGAGCUCGAGUGCGCAAGAUACUGGAUUGGCGGAUUAUGCCUAUUCUCUAUGUUACCUACGUUAUACAAUUCCUGGACAAACUAUCCCUAAACUACGCCUCCGCCUACACCCUAAUCCCCGACCUCGCGCUCCAAGGCCAGCGCUAUUCCUGGGUCGCAGCAAUCUUCAACUUUGGCUACCUAUUCUGGGCAAUCCCAGCGAAUCUGCUGAUCCAGCGCCUCCCAAUUGCCAAGUAUAUGGGUGGAAUGAUCUUGAUAUGGGCCGUUAUUCUGAUUGCACAUGUGGGAGCGAAGAAUUAUGCUGGGAUACUGGUUUUGCGGUUCUUGCUGGGGAUGGCUGAGGCGGGUGUCAGUCCGUGCAUGAUGACAAUAACAUCCAUGUUCUACAAACGCCCCGAACAACCCCUCCGCCUAGCCAUCUGGCUCAGCGGAAACGGUGUCGCAACAAUGCUCGGGGCCCUACUGGGAUUCGGCCUAGGACACACCCACAACACACAACUACACAGCUGGCAACUCAUCUUCCUCGCAUUCGGCCUCCUCAACUUUAUCUGCGGCUGCGUCUUCCUCUGGCUAAUGCCCGAUUCACCAAACACAGCCCACUUCCUCACCCACAAACAGCGCAUUGUUGCCGUCCAGCGCGUAGCAGCAAACAUGAUCGGCGUCAAAACCAAAGAACUCAAACCCCGCCAAGCCCUCGAAAUCGCCUACGACCUCAAAGUCCUCUCCUGCAUAGCCGUCGGAAUAGCAUGCGGCAUAAUCAACGGCGGCGUCUCCAACUUCGCCUCCGCCCUAAUCAAAGGCUACGGCUUCAGCGGCAUCAACGCAACCCUCCUCCAACUCCCCACCGGCGCUUUCGAAGCCCUUAUCGUGCCCCUCUGCGGCCUAAUCGCAACCUUCAUCCCAAACUCCCGCUGCGCCGUCCUCGCGGGUGUCUGUCUCAUCCCGUUUGGUGGGUUACUCGGGAUCCGCUUCACGGGGCUGGACCAACGCUGGACGCUGGUGGGGUGUACAUGGUUGCAGUAUAUCGUGGGGGCGCCAGUGAUUAUCUCGUGGAAUAUACUGACGACGAAUGUGGCGGGGCAUACGAAGAGGUCUGUGGCUAAUGGGUUGUGGUUUACGAUGUAUGCGGCUGGGAAUGUGGCGGGGGCGAAUAUCUUCUUUGAAAGGGAGGCGCCGCGGUAUUACUCGGCGUUGGCGGGGUUGUUGGUUUGUUAUGCGGGGAUGGUGGUUUUGGCUGGGGUUAUGUAUGCGUCGAUGAGGGGGGAGAAUUGGAGGAGGGACAAGGACGGGGGUUCGGGCUUACAGGGGAGUUCGGGGGAUGGCGUUGAUGCUCAUGCGCAGGCGGUCUUGGAUGGGUUGAAGGAUUUGACUGAUAUGGAGUCGAAGCAUUUUCGGUAUGCGCUUUGA